AGAAAAUGACGUCAUAGGGCCAACUUCACUCCAUAUAAUGAAAUGAAUGACGGUGCCAAGGAAUACGCAAAAUAUUCUUGUGUGAACUAAAUUUCUAAGGAAAAGUAUUUUCGACACACCAGCACAUUUGUGAGAACAUUAAUAAAAGUUUUGUGUUUGGGAAAGUAGGAAAGGGAACAAAUUGUUUGGAAAUAUUUUUUAAGUGAAAAUAAUGGAAAUUACAUCACAAAUGAAUAAUAAUAAUGGAAGUGCACGGAAAAAGGAUACAAACGAUGCAAAGGAAAAUUUGUGGUCCGAAAUAUUGGCAGACGUGCAAAAUCAAGGCAGCACAAAAUUACCGUCAAACAAAUCAGUUCUGGUGUUAGGUGACAAUUCUUCCGGUAAAACAACGCUUAUCGCAAAAUUGCAGGGUGUUGAGGAUCCGAAAAAGGGUUCAGGACUUGAAUACGCUUACAUUGAUGUCCGAGACGAGUACAGAGACGACUUAACUCGAUUAGGCGUUUGGGUAUUGGAUGGUGAUCCAGGCCAUUCCAAUUUGCUGAAAUUUGCCCUUAACGAAUCAAACUACGCUCACACAUUAGUAAUACUCACAGUGUCAAUGACCUCACCGUGGAGUUGGCUGGAUCAACUGCAAAAUUGGAUGAAAGUUUUGGCUGAUCAUGUGGACCAAUUGAAAAUCGACUCAGAUGACAGACAGGAAUCACGACAGCGACUUGUUACCGCUUGGCAAAAUUAUUGUGAAACGGGCGAUCAUUUAGAUCCUAGUUCACCGAUUAAGCGAACGGUUCGUAUUCCGUCGGUGGACGAUGAAGAUGUCUUACCACUUCCAGAUGGAGCGUUCACGACAAAUAUAGGCCUGGAUAUGGUAGUUGUUGUAACAAAGACUGAUUACAUGACUACAUUGGAAAAGGAGUAUGAUUACAAAGACGAACAUUUCGAUUUUAUGCAACAAUGGAUCCGACGAUUUUGUCUUCAACACGGAGCGUCGCUAUUCUAUACCAGUGUAAAGGAAGACAAAAAUUGUGAUCUGCUGUACAAGUAUUUAACACAUCGAAUUUACGAUUUACCAUUCCGGACACCUGCCUUGGUUGUGGAAAAGGAUGCGGUUUUGAUACCCGCCGGUUGGGAUAACAUGAAUAAGAUUAGUAUUCUGCACGAAAAUAUGCAAACCUGUAAACCAGACGAGUACUACACAGAUGUGAUAACGGCUCCACCAACGAGAAAGACUGUCUCGAAUCGUGAAGUCGAAGUGCAAACAGAAGAUGAGCAAGCAUUUCUAGCACGACAGCAACAAUUACUUAUGCAAGGGCAAAGUCCAUCAAGUAGAGGCGAAUCGCCGAUGCGCACUCCCAGUGGUCCAAAGUCGACGCCUAGAGCGCCGAUUGACGGCAAAUUGAAUUCCGGUACGCCUGGCGGUGAAGGGGUCUUAGCGAAUUUCUUCAAUUCACUGUUGAACAAAAAAGCUGGAUCGCCUGGUAGUAGUCCGAAUGCGGCCGCUUCUCCUCGUUCACUGAAUGGAACCGUAGAUAUUAGCGAUAUAACGGCAAUGCGAUCUGAUGCGGCGGCUGAAUUAGAUCGGUUGACGCGUAAGAAAGAAAUGGAUUGCACACAAACAGAUUGUUGAGGCAAUGGGAAGUUAUUGGUUCUGUUGGAUGUGUGGAUAUGAAUUCUUAAGAUAACCGUACUUGAUGGCAACAAAACAGAAAACAAAAAGAACAAACAAUAAAAUAUGCCACGGCCAACCGAUCGGGUAUAGAUUUUCUUCCGUUUAAUCAAAAUGCUUUACGGCUUUCUGUUUUAUCCUCAUAAAAACUACAGAAACGAAGAAUCUCUUCUUCGAGUUGGCUAUUGUGAUUCUCUGCUGUAAGUUUGUUUCUUCAAAUAUUUUUUUUUAAAUUUUUUCUUUUUAAGUUAGUGUUGUGGUUGAUCUUUUUGAUUUGAAAAUGGAAAUUGAAAGGGGAAAUUGUGCGAGUACUCACCUAUUUGGGGUUAAUGAGCCAAAAUGUUUAAAAUUGAUGAAUAGAUUUGAUUUUGUACAAAUUGUCUUGAUUUCUACAUGAAUGUCUACUUUCCGUCACUCCAUAAUUUCCAAGAUAUGGGUUGUUUCCACUUAACCUACUUCUGAAGUAGAACCGAUUUAUGGUUUUUCGGGAUAAGACAAUUUUAUUGAACCAGGGCGUUACAUUUUUCUGGUGUCUCUGAUACAGAAGAGAAUAUUUUUCUAAUCACGGAACGACGAAGCACGACAGAUUAUAAAUCAUUUUAUUCAAACAACUUUUCAGUCAACUAUUCAAAACAGUUAACUUAAAAAAAUUACCAGUGAAAUUCAGUGCCGUUAACUGUAUAACAAAUGAUUUCAAAGUAUUGUGACACCGUUGCCUUCAAUUGAGAGAAAGGUUUACUUCUCUCAAGUUCUGUCUCUUGUUUGCCAUAAAAGAAAAACCGUGAGGGGGAGGUGUCAUAUCAUUUCGAUAAAACGUCGUCAAAUGUUUAACCUUUCAGAGACGGUUAGUCAUUAUAUUGUCGACGAUGUCGACGAUGAUGUGAAAUCACCUCUCCCUGCGUACUCCAAAAUUUAUGGAGAAAAUUUCAAAAGUUUACCCUUUCGUCAGAUACAGAUACACUGUGAAGCGUCGGUAGUUUGUGCAUGGCGUCUUGUCGUUUCUGAAAAGUUAAAAAUUGAUGACACGAUUUUUUUUGCUUUGUAAUCACCUGAUGCAAGCAAAAAUGAACGCACGGGUAAAUUUAGCUGAAACAAACUUGCGAAUUUUUUGUUUGUUUGUGGAAGAACUCAAUUUAAUAUUUAAAAACAAAGUCCUCUAACAUGCAUUUAGCGAUUUAUUCUGCUUAUCCAGUGAUUGUCGAUUAUGAUUUAUGACAGAAGAAAAAUCUUUGCAGAAGAAAAAUCGGUGAACAAUUGUUUGACUGUUAAAGUUCUUCGGUUAACAUGUUUGCCGAAGACAUUACUUUCGAGUUCGCUUUCAAACCAUAAAGUGCCAUUUAACGGGAGAAUUUUGUAAUUUUAUUUUAUUUUUUCCUUGGAAAAAGUCAAUUUUCCGAAAAAUUUUUAUUUCUUUUCGAAGAAUGUUUUUUUUUGGCAUACUGAGAAUUACGAUAACGAACACUUUCAAUUCAAUUUUUGUUAUUCGUUCCACAUGCGGAAUUCUAUGUGUAAAGUGGGGCCUAUUUUUAGGAAAUUUUGUUCCUCAACUUUCUUAGAGUUUCCUGACUUUCUAAAAUUUCUAAAAAACAAAAAUCUCACAAAUUUCUCCUUUUUGAGAAAUUUGUUAGAAAUUCAAGAAAAUUUUAGAAAUGAAAUUGCUGAAAAAUAGGCCUUAGUGAAGGUAGAGUGUUGGCAUACCAAAUGUGGAUAUAUCGCAUGUGCAAGUUGGAUGAAAUGAACAUUGGAUGUCCAGGAUAUCGUUAUGUUCUCACACUGUAUAGCCAUCGGAAGAGUCACACGCUUUACCGUAAUAUACCAAUGGAAUCAAUAACACGCUCAUUUUAUAUAAUUUAAAUGCAAAAUACACAAAAGUUUUAAUUUAAAAAGAGUAUAAAACGCAUAAAUCUUAAAAAUAUUUUUUAAUUUAUUUGUCAAGAUGAAAAAAAAAGAAGAAAAAAUUAAAAGCAAAAAACAAACGAAUUACGUGUUUAGAAAACAUCAAAUUUUUGUUUUUAAGUAAACGAAAAGGGAAAAAGUUUCUAGUUACUUUGUUUAGACACAUAUUGAACUUAUAGGACACAUAAAAGAGAGAGAGAGAGAAAGUGUGGUAAAACUUAAAUAACCAAUUUAUUAAUUUGAAUAAUGUUAUUUAUGUGAAGAAAAGGAAGAAAGUUUUAAGUAAAAUGCAAAGAUAAGAAAGUUAAUAAGUAAAACAGAGGAAGAUAAUCGUGAAGACGAAGAGUACUAUUCUAUAAAAAUUAGUUAAUUAAUUAACAUUAAAACAACAAAAGAAA
Molecule: messenger RNA, 3957 nt
Organism: Bradysia coprophila
Lineage: Eukaryota; Metazoa; Arthropoda; Insecta; Diptera; Sciaridae
Gene: Dlic
Product: dynein light intermediate chain
Biological process (GO): microtubule-based movement; microtubule cytoskeleton organization
Cellular component (GO): centrosome; cytoplasmic dynein complex
Molecular function (GO): dynein heavy chain binding
Source: RefSeq, a predicted model, not a curated record